Messenger RNA from Solea solea (common sole), 5916 nucleotides. RefSeq names its product cingulin-like protein 1. Lineage: Eukaryota; Metazoa; Chordata; Actinopteri; Pleuronectiformes; Soleidae. The record is from RefSeq and is a predicted model, not a curated record. The transcript has 23 exons. Gene Ontology annotation, cellular component: myosin complex. Bases 617 to 3298 code for a protein of 893 amino acids.
CCUGUCAGGCAGGAGCAGCAGUUUGUCAGUCAGUCAUUCAGUCACAGCACAGAGAGGAGGAGGAGGAGGAAGAAGACAGCGUCAACAGGCUCCAGAGUUCCAGAGACACAGUGAGGACGUCCCUGCUUCUGUGGACAAGACAGAAGACAACGUCACUGCAAACCAGCCGGGUUCGGAGUGCGAGGAGAAUCCCGGACUGUGGCGUUUGGCCGUUUGGAGCAAGGAGCUGACCUUUGAACUCCAGCAGCUGCAGAGACGCACAGAGCAGGAGCUCUGCAACAUAAACACACAACUCCUACAAAUUGAAGGUCGUCGUCAGCUGCUAAACUCUGAGCUCUUACAUCUUCACAAGAAGAAGAAGCAGAACGAGGAGGAACUGAGGAGAAGCUCCAGCCUUCAGAGCACCACUGCCUCCAUCACCGAGUGUUUGGUCCAGUCUGAGGGGCUGGUGUUCCAGGAGGAGGCACUGUGCACACUCUGUGACCUGCUGAGCCAAGACCUGCAGAGGUACCAGGAGGAGAUAAAGAGACUGACCCAAUUCACACAGAGAGUUCUCCAACCAUCCCACCGGUCAGAGGGAGAGGACGCCUUCACUCACAGACGUGGUGACCAAAGCAUGCAGGGAAAGAACGAGACGGGACACAACAAUAACAUGACCACCAACAAGGAAGAGGCUGAGCAGUUUUGGAAAGCCACUUAUAUGAAACCGUCCACAGGCUUGUCCCGUAGCUCGAACCUCCGCCGAGCCGGUAGCAUCAAAGACCUGAUUAACAAAUACUCUGGUUCGGAGUAUGUCUCUUCUUACGGGACUCUUCAAAGUCCUACGUCUGGAGUGGGACGGAGCCCUAGGUGGGUCUCCAUGGAGGCCCUCCACUCUACAAAGUCCAGCACAUCAAGCAAAGUCGAUGGUCCGAUUCCCUCCAUCAAAGUGAUUCCUCCACUCAAAGAAACCACUGCGAGAGAUGCCAAAGCUACUCAGAUCACUGCGAGAAUGGAUUGUUCAGUAGAAGACCACGUUGAAAGCGUGGACCCCCUACCAAGGAACAAAGCUCAAACCAUAGUGGACUCUGGUAGAGACUCCAUGGCCGACUCUGGAAUGGGAUCGGAGUCUGAAUUUGAGCUGAACAAGCAGCCUGACAGCCCGACAGAGGAGGAGCCGUCCACACCCAGAGUCACGUCCGCCAGCCAGAACCCCAAAUAUCAGCUGUACCUCAACAACGACUUGAGGACCAAUGACCUGAAGACCAACGGACUGAGUGGCGGCAAGGACACGGAUGCUCCGGGAGCCGGCGGGUCAGCGGGGGAGAACGGUCCCAGACUGGCCCCGUGGGAGACGACCCGGCUGGGGACAAACCAGUACAGAGGCUCCCUGGAGUCCCUGACCUCACGGGACUGGGACACGAUGUCUGACAGGCUGGGUGUCGUUGACAGUCCUCCCCGAGUGUUCAACAGUCCGUAUACUACGACCACUUCCAUGGAUUAUAAUCCCGUGUAUCGAAUGUCAGAGUACAAGGUGCAGAGUGGACUGUCUCCUGCCACCUCAGAGAUGAACCUGUACAGCAUGAACAACCGCAGCACGAGUCCAGUGGGCAUCAACACCUCGGCCAACCUGUCCAUGCAACGCUCACGGUUCUCCACCUACGACACUCUGAGGAGGAGGCCAGAGGUCAACAUCCCUCAGGUGGUGUCCACACAUUACAGCUUACGCUCCGCCACUAUGGGUGCGCCCAACAAAAAGGACUACAUCGAGGAACUAACCAAACAGCUGGACGCCUGUCAGAAGCGAAACCAGUUCCUCGAGGCAGAGAGUGUGGAGAUGGAGAAGGAGAGAAACCAGAUCAGGUUUGAGAUGCGCGGUCUCCUGGUGAACAACGAGGACCUUCUGAGGACAAACGCUCAACUGUCCAACGAGAUGAAGAAGAUGAGGGAGCAGAUGUUAGAGAUGGAGAGAGAGAACCAGCUGAUGGGCGAGAAGUACAGAGAGAUGGAGGUGGAGGUGAGACAGGCACGGGACAUUAUGGUGGAGGCCAACACUCAGGAGUAUGCCUUCAACUUCCUGCAGCAGUCGCUGAAAAACAAGAUCCAGGAUGCUGAGGAAAACCUGGAGAAGCAGACGCAGCACGCUCAGACUCUGGGUGAGAAGUUGUGGCUGGCAGAGCGACAACUGGAGGAGUUUGAGGUGGACAAAGAAACCAAAGACAAGAAGACGUCUGAGCUCAACAGCACCAUCAUCAGGCUGGAGACAGAGCUCAGCGAGGUCGUGCAGGUGUCCACGCAGGCCGUGGCGGAGAUGAACCUGCAGAAGAAGCUGCGUGACGACGCCCACCUGAGGGUGGAGGAGCUGGAGGAGGCUCUGCUGGAGAAGGACCAGGAGGUGCAGAAGCUGCAGAUCCUUGUCAACAGACUGCAGGGAGAGGUCUCUGGUAAGCUGAUCGACAAGGAGCAGACUCUGGAGGAGGAGAUCCAGCUCAGAGAGAGACUCCAGCUGCAGUGUAAGCAGGCGGAGAGGACGGUGGACGACCUGCACAUGGAGCUGCAGGGCGUGAACCAGGCCAGAGACGACCUGUCCAAACAACUCAAACAGGCUCAGGAGAAGAUGAUCGACCUGGAGAGCGAUCUGGAGGAGCUGCAUGACAGCGAGCAGCGAUGGGCCGCCAAACACAAGAGAACCAUCGAGCAGACGGAGCAGCUACAGCUGAAGCUGAUUCAGGAAAAGGAUCUAAACGAUCAGCUUGAAACUGAUAAGGUUGUGAUGGAGAGACAGUUGCGCGAGCUGCGUCUGGAGGUGGACGAGCUGCAGAGCUCCAGAGUUCAGGAGGACGUCAUCUCCAGGGCCGAGAGCAGAGUCAAAGAGCUGGAGAACUUCCUGAGGACUGAGGAGCGGAACAAGGCUGUCCUCACUAACACCAUCAGUAAACUGGAGAGGAGAAUCAACGAGCUGAGUGAUCAGAUGGAGGAGGAGCACAGAAUAUCCACUGAGCAAAAAGAUCUGAUGAACCAGAGGAUCCGCUCCCUCAAGCGUCAGCUGAACGAGACAGAGGAGGAGGCGAGCAGGAAGGAUGCGCAGUAUCGUCACACCCAGAGAGAACUGACCGAGGAGAGGGAGACCAGCAGCCGCCUGCAGAGGCAACUGCUCGACCAGCACCUGCAGUCAAAACGUAAGGAAGCUCUGACCAUUCGUCAGACUCUUGAUAACCUGAGGCUGGACCUGAGCGUCGACGAUGAAGAUGAAGAACAGCAGCAGCAGCAGCAGCUGCCGCCGUCUCAGGAGCAGACAGAAAAUGUCUCCAAAGUGUGAACCUGUAACACUCACUCACUCACUCACUCAGUAAAACAUAAAUCUGUGUAUAUAAAUGUCUAAUUUUAAUAGACUCUCAGCCCAUGUGACGGCACACAAAAUUAUACCAGGAUUUAUUAUUUUUCUGUUGUGUUUUGUUCACCAAUAAUAAUUAUUGAUAAUAAUACAUUACAAAGCUAAUUUGGUAAUAGAGUAAAAUAAGUUUUUAUCAAAUUUCUGUGUAAAUUCAUCAGAAUUUUAUUACCAAUUCUCCAUAAAUGUUCAUUAUUUAUCGCCCUCUCCUGGUGGUCGACAGGAAAUACAACACUAAGCCAUUUUAUUUCCAUUGGAUACACUUUUGAUACAAAAAACACUUUCAUAUAAAGUGUUGCUUUCAAUUUGUUUGUUUUUUUUGGCCACAAGGAUGGUGUUUGGUUUUUUUUCACGUACGAUUCUAUUCUGUUUUCAAAACCAGUAUUUAUCGGACUCAGCGUACAUACUGCUAUGGAUUUUUGAGUGACCAAACGGGAAUCUCUUUAAAAACCAAAACAUAUCAACAUGAAGCAGAGAGAAACUAAAUACGACUAGCUUUAUUGUCACAGCCACCAUUUAACAAUAAAGUCAAAUGUAGAAUAAAAAAAAAUGAAUGUUCUGAAAAAUUUACAUUUGCAAAAACAUGAAAACCUGUUUUCUUUGACAAAUCAUCAUUUCCUCAUAAUUUGCUCCAAUUCUGCUUCUGUUUUUCUUUGCCGUCACUUCUUUUCACACCAAUAAUAAUUCAUACGUCAUUUUAAAAAAAAAGUGUUUAGUUUAACAUGUGUAACACAUUUAUAUGCAGUAUUUUUUGAACGUAUCCCACGCAGGCUGUUGACAUAUCACAGGGUAAGAUGAUAACACGAAAAACAGAAGAACCACGAUUGUGGUUUCUUUCUUUAAUCACACGCAGAAACAAUUCAGAUUAAGAGAUUAUUUAUGUUGAAUUCUUGCGUUUAUUUUUGUUGUUGAUCUGAAUGUGCAGUUGCUUGUUGGGGGCAGAGGAUAAUUUUUUAAAGAAUGAAAUGAUGCGUACGUGUGUUGUUCAUCAGGUAUUUAAGGGGGUUUUGCUGCUGUAUCUCUGGGCCUCCCUCAUACGUGAGAUUUAAGGGAUGAGAAUUAUUUAGAAGAUGAAGAAAAUCACAAUAGCCAUCAAUAAUGUGUGUUUGUGUCUCCCGAGUUGGUUGUAUUGUAAUCUGGAUUCACACAAAGGCGCGUUGAACACAUUUAGGGUGUACAGUAAUAGGUUUACUACAAAUACAGUUUUUUAAAACAAGUUUAAGCGCUGGUAUGAAAUGUUGAAACGCCUCGUUUUCAUGGGUUUUCUUUUGUGUCCCCCAGUAUUCAAUUCACAUUAAGAAGCAUUAAGAUGCUUCUCAAAGUUGAAAUUCCUCCCAAGUCCGGUCCGACAGAGAAAAAGCAAGAUUAAUUUCCCACACAGUUUAGUUUGCUAACACGUAAAUGGAAAAACAAAACUAGCAAGCUAGGUUAGCAUCAGUUCUGCUCUUGAAAUGUAAAGAUAUGGUGUUACAGAAACAACAACGUGUCUUUUGGUAGAAAAAAAGGUAAAAGUGUACCAUGAAUUUAAACCAUGAUGUUUUGUUUGUUUUGUGUAUUUUAUGUCAUUUAUUGCAGUUAGCUAGCAACAGCAGCAGCAGCAGCUAACAGCCUCUUUACAGCUUAGCAGUAGCAUAGCAGUUUCCAGCUAAGUAUUAACGUCAACUCAUGCUAGACUUUAUGCGUUCUACUUUAUUUUAGUUCAAUAUAUUUUCAAUUAUGACAAUUUAAAUAUUAAAAAAAAGUAUAUUGAGCUGUUGCUUCAGCUCUGUUGUCACUUUUAAAAUGCAGGGUUUUUUUCAACAACAUUUUAUGGAAAUGUAUUUUUUGGGGGUUUAAUUGUUUUCUUUAUGAAAAGUUUUGUGUUUGACUAACAAGUUUAUGUUUAAUUAUACAGCUUAACACUUAAUCAACAACACCAAACAAUGGAAUUGAUGCACAUAGCUUCCUAGUUAUCCUUGCUAACUUCCUGUGGUGCACAGUCUGGAAUCUAAGGCAAAUUCUCGACUUUAAGGGAGAAGUUUAACAAAAUUACGGACACAGACCUUUGUGGAAACAAAGGUAAAAUAAAAUAAUGUGUGGGUGAAAAUCAGGCUGUUUCACUGGUUUAAUUGAUCAGGAUUUUCGUGCUGUUUCAACAGCAGCACCUGAACUUUAUUUUUAAACAUUUAUUAGAAAGAUGAAGCUAUUAUUCUUAUUUUUCUGAUACUCUGGAUUCUUAUGUUUACAUCAGUUCAUGUAUUUGUGUUGUUUUUUGGAAAUCAUGAGUUUUCUCUAUGAAAAAUAUUCAUAUUUCAGCUGUGUGGGAAAUCUUUACUACACAAUGUCACUAUAGUUUUAACACACACACAAACACACACACACACACACAUGUACAAAGAAAUGAAAAAUACAAACACUUAUUUUUGUAACUUACACACUCCGUCACAUUCUACUGGUUCUGCUGUUCCUGGGUAUUUAUUUUUAUGUUUCAUAUUCUCUCUCUUUUGGUGAGAAGUUUCUUAAAAACAAUAUGCAAAUAAAUUCUCCACUGUGAUAAUAUUAUAAAA